CUUCCAAAAGAGGAAAAAUGGUACGGUUUCGAAUGACCAAACAUGAUAGGGGGGAAAUUUAUCAAUCAUUUUUCCUCCCAGAUUUUCAGGAUAUACAAAUAGAAUUGCUGGAUGGGGUACUGGAUACUAGCCGAUACUUAUUUAACAUCAUUUGUGAAUAUGGAGUUGGGGAGGAUGUGGAUAGAAUUAUUAUUCCAGAUACUACAAUUCAAGCCUACAGAGAUCUGAUGGAGUCUCUUUGCUCCGACUCGUCUGUACCUUUCCAUAUACAUUCACAACUACAAUAUUGGUUUAAGAAAAGAUCUGGUUCCAACCUUGAAGUAACAAACCCUUCUCCGGUCCUCACGGACAAUACACCAAUAGUUGUAGACCCUACCUGGAUGGAGGAUUCACAAUCCUCCUGGAUCUCUAAUCCAACCUCGAAAUUAUCUUUAACCUUGCUAAAUCCCUCCAAAACCCAACCUCAAACCACCGUUUCUUCAACCUCUACUAAUACCUCCGUCCUCCAUAAACCCUACUCCUCUACUGUUUCCUUGAUAGAAACCUCCUCCCUUCAGGAACCAUCCCUCCCUGUGAUCUCAUUAACAAAUACCUCUUCAAUCUCCGCCCUACUCCGUUCAACGCCCUCAACCUCCAUGAUUACAUCCUCGACACAGACUGAUUUUAAACGAAGAUAUAGAAAAAGAAGAUCCCAGGAAAUAUCCUCUGGAAACAAUACAAGUUCGCAGAAAGAAAAUCCGGGAAAGAAAAAGAAGAAUCUGAAGCCACAAGCCUUACGUUGUCCUGAGAACAUCUCCGACAAGAUUGAAGCUUUGGCAUCUGAGCCGAAUACAACCCUUGAUCUACUCAUGAACAAUAUACCAUUGAAAAUAGAAAUAGAUCCAGAUAUAGAUGACGCAGAUCUAGAGGCAGGAGUCAAGAAUUUAACCAAUUUACUUAAGAAUCCCGACGAGGUUAACAACCUCAACAGUUUACUAGCAGAAGAGACGAUUGUAUCAGAUAUCCUGGAUCAAGGCUUAUCCACAGAUCUAGAAAUUGCCGAGACAUAUUCAUUAAAUCCUUCACAAGACAAGAAGCUAGCUGACCUUGAUGCUCAAGAUGAAAUGAUGGAAGAGAUAUUUGGAGAUGAACUAGAUAAAGAUAAAGAUCCAGACUUUGUUCCGCCAUUAAUGAAAGAAAAGAAACGAGGAAGACCAAAAAAUACAUCGAAAGAAACAAUCAAAAAGAAAAAGAAAGCUGCGAAGGAAAAGGACGACGAGCAUGAUGAUAUUGCUGAAAAAGAGAAUAGAGACGAAGAAGAAGAAAAGAAGACGAAAGAAAAAAGUAAACAAAGACGGGAAAAGAGAUUGAAGAAAAAGAUUAAACCUAAAAAUCUGACCGAGGAACAACAAGCUGUGGAGGAAAUUCUUCCAACCAUCAGAGAAGAGGAAGAAGAAGAUGAAGACGAAAUAUCAGACUCGGAAGAGGUAAAGGAGACUGAGAAGAAGACGAAGAAGAAAGAGAAAAAAGAGAAGAAAGAUAAGAAUGGUAAAACCAGGAUAAGAUAUAGAACUAAGCAGUCCUGGGAAUUGGAUGAGGAAACUGGAUUAUUGAAAUCGGAUCGGGGGAGGAUUAAAGACCCCGGACCUCCUGGCAAAAACAAGAAAGUAAACAAAACUGGCGAG
This is a messenger RNA of Eurytemora carolleeae, 1664 nucleotides long. RefSeq names its product stress response protein NST1. The record is from RefSeq and is a predicted model, not a curated record. NCBI's taxonomy places the organism in Eukaryota, Metazoa, Arthropoda, Copepoda, Calanoida, Temoridae.